Nezara viridula (southern green stink bug) is the source of this 1382-nucleotide messenger RNA. Lineage: Eukaryota; Metazoa; Arthropoda; Insecta; Hemiptera; Pentatomidae. The record is from the annotation of a GenBank genome assembly.
CUAGUAUUUUAUUAAAACCAUAUGGGUACAUUCUCAAAUUAUUAAAAUAUAAUUGUUAUCAUUCGGUGAUGCCAUAAAAUCAUUAGUUUCCCAAUUAAAUAAUAAAAAUUCGAUAUUUACACUACCUGAUACCAUCUUCGCAAAUCCUUUCAUUUCAGCCUCAGGUGAAUCUUUCCUAUGGUGUGCUCUAGGUUUCUUAUAAAUGUAUUCCUUAACUCAGGUGAGAGAAGUAAAAUCUAUUUCCAGGUAGGAUACAUUCUGCUACAAUUUUUGAUGUUGAGUUGAGAUCUCAAAUCAAAUAACUCUUGUUGAGCCAUCAUAACCUCUCUUGAAACUGAGAUGUGAUGGAAAUCUAUGUAGAUGAUAAUUUUUACCGAACUACUCGAACGAAUAUUGAAAUAAUUGACCUUACUUUCCACAACACAUGUUAAAACAUAUGCAAUCAUUCCGCUAGGAAGUCCUGAAUGCUUUUUAACGAGUUACUCCCUUGAAUGCUUAUGAAUUUCCUUGUAAAGAUGUUUGGAAAAGGGGGUAAAAAGGAAACAUCAAAGAAACCAUCUCUUCUAGUGGAAACACUUGAAAAGAUCAAUAAUAUCAUUGAUAUUUUAAACAAGAAACAAGAAUUCCUGGAGAGCAAGAUUCAAGCUGAAACUGCUACAAUAAAGAAGAAUGGUCUCAGGAAUAAAAGGGUGGCUAUCCAAGCUCUCAGGAGAAAGAAGAAGUUCGAACAACAACUGAAGCAAGUGGAUGGGACACUUGCAACCAUGGAGUUGCAGAAGGAUACUCUAGAAGCAGCGAGGACGAACACGGUGGUAUGCGAGACUCUCAAGUUAGCAUCGGACGCCAUGAAGUCUACGACGAAGAACAUCGACAUGGAUACGUUGCAUGAAAUCAUGGAUGAACUAAACGAACAGCAGGAAGUAGCCAAAGAGAUCGCGGAUGUCGUCUCCAGGCCGAUCUUCGUAGGUGGUGAUGAUGAUGACGAACUGGAACUGGAACUGGAAGAGCUGGAACAGGAAGAACUAGACAGAGAGAUGAUGGCGAUUGGAAUCGUGUCGGAGGAAUUGCCUUCGGUCCCUUCGGUAGCAGUCUCUGGUCAAGCAUCAUCGUCUGCGCAAGAGGACGAGCAAUUGAAGAAGCUGAAGGAGUGGGCGACCUGACUCUCGAAGGAAGGAAGUGUUGUACGCCUUUUAACGGACGGGCCUUUGGAUUCAGUCUCCUUGUUUUAAAAAUAGAAAGCAAUAAUGAAGUUUUAAACCGACCUUUUUACUGCCAUAUUGAUUAAAAUUUAACUAACUAACACAAAAUAUUACAGUUAAAUUAAAAAAACAUCUGUACAAAAAAAGUUAACAUUAUCAUUAUAUAAAAAAACUCAACAAAUU